Molecule: messenger RNA, 419 nt
Organism: Schistosoma rodhaini
Lineage: Eukaryota; Metazoa; Platyhelminthes; Trematoda; Strigeidida; Schistosomatidae
Source: the annotation of a GenBank genome assembly
AAUAGUUAACCAAUUCAAUAAGAAAGAAAAGUAAUGUACAAUACAACAUGUAUAAGAAUGUUUAUUUCAUUACUUAUUUUCAAUACAAUCCAUUGUUAUCUAAUUUAUAAUCCAAAUGAUAUUAUAUCUGAUUGGAAUAUAAUCAAUCAUGAUCAAAAUGAAUUAUAUAGUAUGAAAUUACCAAUCCAUUAUACAGAGAAUCCAUUACAAUCUACAUUACCAUUAUUAACAUCAUAUUGGAAUUAUUAUUUUACAGAUAAUGAACCAAGAAGAUAUGGACAUUAUUCACAACGUUUAGGAAAAUAAUACGAUUACUAAAUAUAUAUAUAUAUAUAGGUGAACAAUUAGUUAUCAUCAUUAUAAUUAUAGUUUAUGUAUUAUUACAAAUGAUGUAUGAUUAUGUAACUUUUCAAUGAAAU